AUGGCUACUGCAUUGCACACCGCUAACGAGUUUGUGCUUUUGUCACUGCCCAUGAACGCGCAGCCCGCGUCGGCGCCAGGCAAGUCUGCGACUUCCUGGCUCCACGAGAGCCUGGUCGGCGGAAGAACGUUCGUCUCGGAGUUCCACAUCCCAGAGUUCAAGAUCGGGUCUCUGGACACCCUGGUGGUUCAGUCCGAGGAGUUGGCCAAGAUCGACUCGCAGAUUGGAAGCUCGGUGGCCAAAAUUCUGGAAAUCUUGGGCAACUUGACUGAAUCGCAGACCAACGCUUACAAGACCGUGCCCAUCGGCAACGUCCCAAUCCCUGAGUACCUGGAGAAUUUCCAAUGGCAAACACGCAAGUUCAAGCUCGACCGUUCCAUCAAGGAACUUAUCGAGGAAAUCUCUCGCGAGUCUUUCCAGCUUGACGCUGAUGUCAGGGCCACUAGUACCAACUACAGCAACGCAAAGACCAACCUCGCUGCUGCCGAGCGUAAGCGCACUGGUGACCUUUCUGUUAGAUCUCUCCACGAUAUUGUUAAGCCUUCGGACUUUAUUUUGGACUCCGAAUAUCUCACUACGGUUCUUGUUGCUGUCCCUAAAAACCUUCAAGACGACUUCCAGAAGUCUUACGAGAGUCUUGCCAAGAACGUUGUCCCUUGCUCGGCUUCCGUUUUGAAGCGCGACGAUGACUACGUGUUGUUCAAUGUGCAUUUGUUCAAGAAGUCUGUCAACGAGUUUGUCUCUGCCUGCAGAGAAAGGAAGUUCAUUCCUCGUGAGUUCGAGUACUCUGAAGAGCUGAUCAACCAGUUGACUAAGGAGCAUGACUCUGCGGCCCAUUUGGAGCAGUCCCUCCGUGUGCAGCUUGUCCGCCUGGCCAAGACCGCCUACUCCGAUGUUUUCAUGAACUGGUUCCAUAUCAAAGCUUUGCGUAUUUUCGUGGAGAGCGUUUUGAGAUACGGUCUCCCCCCACACUUCAACACCAGCUUGAUUGCUGUUCCUCCCAAGACUUUGUCUAAGUGCAAGGCGGAGCUUGUUCAGCAGUUUGGCUACUUGGGAGGUAACGCGUUUUCCAAGGACAAGGCAGGCAAAAUAAAGCAGCAGGACAGCUCUUUGCAUGAGUACGCAUCGCUGGUUGACACGGAGUACGAGCCUUUCGUGAUGUACACGGUCGAAUUGUGA
Lachancea thermotolerans CBS 6340 is the source of this 1179-nucleotide messenger RNA. RefSeq names its product H(+)-transporting V1 sector ATPase subunit C (gene VMA5). Gene Ontology annotation, biological process: proton transmembrane transport. Bases 1 to 1179 code for a protein of 392 amino acids. Gene Ontology annotation, cellular component: vacuolar proton-transporting V-type ATPase, V1 domain. The transcript has a single exon. Gene Ontology annotation, molecular function: proton-transporting ATPase activity, rotational mechanism. The record is from RefSeq and is a predicted model, not a curated record. NCBI's taxonomy places the organism in Eukaryota, Fungi, Ascomycota, Saccharomycetes, Saccharomycetales, Saccharomycetaceae.